AUGAGUAAAACAGCUCCAUCGUUGACAAAUGUUUCGCUCGUUAAAAAGAACAUCAAAGCAGUCAAGAACAUCCCAAAGGAAUUUACCUCAAACGCUGGAAAGAUUUUAAGUCUUGAUAUUAGUUCAAACGAAAUGACGUUUUCCUCAUUAACUCAACUCAACGUUUCGUCAAACAAUUUAACGGAAGUUCCACCAAUUUUAGUUGAGAUUCAAAGUCUCAAAUCUCUCAUUUUUGCAAAUAACAAAAUUCUUGUCAUUCCCGAAUUUUUAACUCGAUUGUCUAACAUUGAAGAACUAGACUUUACUAAUAACAAAUUGAAUGAAGUUCCCCUCUACAUCGAUUCCUUUCAUAAAUUGCGAACAUUAAAUGUCUCAUAUAAUACUAUUGAUAGAUUACCAAAGGCUUUAGUUAACAUUACAACAUUAAAAAACUUCAACAUCUCCGGCAAUUUAUUCGACGCAUUCCCGACACCCAUCCAACAGAUGUUCACAUUGUCUUCACUCUGUUUUGUCGACAACAACAUCGUGGAGUUCCCAGAAGUCAUAACGGGCCUUACCAAUCUCGAGGACAUUAAUUUCAGAAAUGGCCGUAUAACUCACUUUGUCCCCAAUGUCUUAGAAAAGAUGACGAAACUGACUUCCCUCAAUUUAAAGGCAAAUUCCCUCACAAUGGCUCCCCAAGUCUCUCCCCUCACCAAUUUGAAACAAUUGUUUAUAACGGACGUUUUUGUGACGGAGCAUUUUGAGUUUCCGAAACUGGACAAGGCGACACUCCUUGAAACGAUUUGCAUAGAAAACACCAAUUUUAAGAAGUUUCCGUCCCUUCUGAAUUUGACGAAAUUGACAUAUGUGAAGGUUGAGAGGAAUGCGUUUGAAGAGAUCUUGGAAGUCCCCCGGCGGUGUCAGUUGUUGUGUAAAAAGAACAAAAUCAGUACAGUGACGGUGCAAAAGAAAGUAGAGAUUCCAUCAAUGGAUUUGUCGUACAACUUAUUAAUUAAAAGUCCGGACUUGAGUCCCGCGGAGUCGAUUCUUUCAUUGGACAUGUCAUAUAACACACUCAAUUGUGUCGAGAAGUCCACCUUCCACAAAGGAUUGAAGGAAAUUCGACUGAGUGGAAAUCCUUUGAUGCAAUUGCCUGUUGACAUUGGGUUGAGUACUAACUUGUCAGCAGUGUAUAUAGCAGACUGCCAACUCUUUGAGAUCUCCCAAAGUGUUGCACACAGUAUGUGUAAUAUCCAAGUCUUGGACAUCUCGUGUAAUAGAUUCAUCUCAUACGAGAAUUUCCAGAACUUCUUGAAACUGGAGGAGUUAAUCGCCUCGUCAAACAACAUCGAGCAAUUCCCCCCGCAGUUCUUGGAAUUGACGAAAUUGAAAAAGCUAGUGAUCAAUAAUAACAAGAUCAAAGUCAUUCCCGAGAGUCUCAAGAACUUCAAAAAUCUUAUUGGUGUCGACUUCUCGAUGAAUCAACUCCAAACCAUCACAGUCUUGGAAACAAUUGGGACAUUAAAUGAUAUCGACGUCUCUUAUAACUUCAUUACUAAAGCCCCAAAUUAUGAGACCUGGACACAAUUGAGACACUUCGACAUGACUGGAAACCCUUUGAUGGACGCGACACCGUUAAGUCUUGUUUCAAAGAAAAUCGCUUUUCUCUCCGCCACGCUAAUCGUCCAGAGGAACUUCUUUGGUGACUUUGAAUUGUCCGAGCAAAUCGAAGACAAAAGUCUGAAGAAGUUACCGGAGAUCGUCAGCCAGUCGACGGAAAUUAAGAGCAAAAAGUACACCAAGCCGCCGAAAUACACAAAAGACGACUUUAGGUUCAAUUUAGAGGCGCAUUCGGAGGUCGGCAUUUCAAAGAGUCAAACUGAAAGUGUUUCUGUUGCUUCCACAUAUGUUCGGAAUGUCAUUGGAGAUGGUGUUUUAGUAGCUUUGUUUGAUGGGAUACGUGGUGGGAACACGGCCAAAUUUUGUUCUGCGCAUUUUGUCGAGUUCUUCUUAGCGAAGAUCCAAGAGGGCAAAAUAGAUGAAGGCUGGGUGAAGAGUUCAAUUGGACUCACUUUCGAGAAACUCAACGAGAAGGUUAAAAAUGUUGAGAAGACUGAUGGAGCAUCUGUUGGAGUGAUGAUGUGGCAUAAAGGGAAGUUGCAUGUUGCGAAUGUUGGGGACACUCGGUGUCUUGUUAUCCGUGAGAGCGACUGUUUACAAUUAACAACGGAGAAUUUGUGUACGGAGAAGACUGAGAAACAGAGAAUUAAGAAUGAAGGGGGGGUCGUCGAUGAGUUCGGGAAGAUCAAUGGGAUCAUCGGAGUGACUAAAUGUAUUGGUAACUUCGAUAUGGCAAAUUUCGUGAAGUGUACCCCAGACAUUACCUCUUAUGACGUCACUAAGAACGACUUGUUUUCUAUUGGAAUCAAUCGAAAUAUUUGGGAUGUCCUUUCUAAUGACUUUAUUGCACAAGUCGCACGAAACUUUAGAAACUUGCAACCUCCCGCAAUAGCAAGUUUAAUAAAAGAUGAAGCAAGGCAAAGAGGUGCAACGGGAAAUUUAGUCGUCUCGGUCUUGUGCUUAGAGUACUUUUAUGAAAAGAAUAAUGAGCAGUAA
Messenger RNA from Entamoeba invadens IP1, 2598 nucleotides. Its product is annotated as leucine-rich repeat containing protein, putative. The coding region runs from base 1 to 2598 and encodes 865 amino acids. NCBI's taxonomy places the organism in Eukaryota, Evosea, Mastigamoebida, Endamoebidae. The transcript has 4 exons. Gene Ontology annotation, molecular function: protein binding. The record is from RefSeq and is a predicted model, not a curated record.